UCCAAGAUGAAGCUUUUUCAAGUCCUAGCCGUAACACUUUUCCUAACAGGCAUGGUAGCGUGCCAGGAGAAGUGCGACAAAAACAACAAGUUCUGUUUUCCCAACGCUGUGCAAACCUGGAACGGAGCCGUGGAGUACUGCACCAGAAACGGUUGGAUGCUGGCUGUGGUGAAUAGCGAAGCCAAGCAAAAGAAGAUCGAAAGCUUGGCCAACAAGUUGGACGCCGUCAAAAGUGGCAAGGUGGAACUGUGGAUCGGUGCCAACGAUCUAAACAAGGAGGGACAUUUCGUGUGGAAUGGCAACGGGAAGCCGGUGGCGUAUUCGAAAUGGUUGCCCGGUAAGCCGGACAACAAGAAUGGCAAGGAACACUGUGUCCAUCUGUGGUACGAGAAGGCGAAGAACUUAAACUGGGGCUGGAACGAUGUGGUUUGCUCCUCCAAGCGACGGUUUGUGUGCGAGAGGAAGAAGCUGUGAAUGUGGCUUAGGACAGACUAAAUGACCAAGUUUGCGGGGUGAAAUAAAGGUUAAUCAUCACUGGUGUAGGGUCAUCAGCAACGUUGCUAGGUCAUUUUAAGAAAAAUCUGAAUCAGUUAAAAUAUAAAAUCUAGAAAAAUC
Ochlerotatus camptorhynchus is the source of this 615-nucleotide messenger RNA. Its product is annotated as perlucin-like. The record is from RefSeq and is a predicted model, not a curated record. The transcript is spliced from 2 exons. NCBI's taxonomy places the organism in Eukaryota, Metazoa, Arthropoda, Insecta, Diptera, Culicidae. The coding region runs from base 7 to 474 and encodes 155 amino acids. Gene Ontology annotation, molecular function: signaling receptor activity.